GUGCGCGUGCGGCGAGCUAAUGCGUACGUAGCAGGCGGCGUCACCCACCGACAGCCACGCCCUCCAGCAGGUGCACCAUGAUCAAGCUGGUGCUGGUGGUGAACGCGGCCGGGAAGGUGCGGCUGAGCAAGUUCUACGACCCGCGGCCGGCCGAGCCCCAGUCGCAGCAGCGGCUCACCCGCGGCCUGCACUCGCGCCUCGCCGCGCGCCAGAAGCACAACUGCAGCUUCUUCGACGUCAGCGACCUCUUGGGCCCCGACUCCACGGCCGUCUACCGCCGCUACGCAGACCUGUUCGUCGUCUUCGUGGCCGACGGCGCCGAGUCGCCGCUCGCCACGGUGGACCUCAUCCAAGAGUUCGUGGACGCCGUCGACCGCUGCUUCGGCCUGGCGUGUGAGCUGGACUUCGUGUACCACGCGGACCAGGUGCACCACAUCCUGAACGAGGUGCUGCAGGGCGGCCUGGUGUUGACCGUAAACUCGGCAGAGAUCGCCAGUCACGCGCUGGAGCAGCAGGCCGCCGAGGACCGCCAGACCAGGCCACUGAGGGCGGCGGCCGCCCAGGUGCUCAGCUCCAUACAGGAGUUCCACGUCUUCCACAGUACGUGACCCCCAGAAGCCGACCGCUCCAUCCAUUGGUUUGUCUUCCAGUGUCUGAUCCCAAAACCCUGCAGCAGCCAUCGAGGACUGCAUAAUCGGGCCUCUGAGGGUGGCCACUGUCCAGGUGCUCAGUUCCAUACAGGAAUUCCAUGUCUUCCACGGUGUGUGACCCCCCAGAAACCAACAGCUUCAUGCAGCCGAUCGUCUUCCAGUGUCUGAUCUCAAAGCUCUGUGUAAGGCUGACAAGGACUGCCGGGUCAGGUUACUGAUGGCAGAGGAGUUCAGUCUUUCCCAGUGUGUGACCUCAGAAUCCACCAGCUGAGUCCAGGGGUUAAAAGUCUAAACCGUUUCUGGACCCAAAACCCAAAAACAGGCUAUCAAUAAGCGCCAGACUAUUCCCAAAGACUGGCAGCUGCCAGGUGCUAAAAUCUAAGCAGGAGUUCCACACUUGCGACAGCACCUGACCUCAAAAGUGAACAGCUCCAACCAGCUGUCCAAUGUCCUUCAGUGCCUGACCUCAAAACUCAACAGCAGGCUGACUACGACAACUCACCACUCACCACCACCACCACCACCACCACCACCACCACCACCACCACCGCUACCACUGCCACCUAAUUUUGUUACAAAGUGGGUCUAACAGAAAUUUAAUAAGUAGAAACUGGGGAGGGAAUUGUUUCCUGCUGCCUCACAUACAAAAUGCAUCAUCUCAAUUUUUAGAAACUGAAUCAUUACUUAAUGAGUAAAGCUGAAUAAAACCGAAUUCUUCAUGCAUCAUGAAAUGCCGCCUGCAGCAGAAAACAUCCCAGUAAACUGAAAUCAUGCACGCUAUGCCCUACUGUCAUGAGAUAGAAAACUCAUUUAUAACAGCAUUAUACAUGGUAAAUACUAUAUGAACACUACCAACAUUUUUUAAUGUUCUUCCAAAAUGUUAGGCUGAACGAAAAAUACUCCAAGAGAAGACUGCACAAUCUCAUUGCUUUUUUUGGGGUGAUCCUUCUACUGUCUCGUAACGAACAUGAUAUACGUAAUUUCAUUUCCGUUGUAAUGAAAUUCGAGAACACUUGAGGACUGCGAGAAGAAAAAGAAAAUACAAAUCAACCCAGUGCAUCUAGUACUAAAACGGACAUGCACAAGAUACAAGUUAGCAUUUCAACUGUGUAAUGCGUAAUACAGUGCAGUAAGUACAUUAAUACAGGAUGCACGCCAAUGAGGAAAUUUGUGUCUUAUAAGACACUGAAAUUGUUUCGAGUGUGUGUAUGCAUUACUUCGUGUCAUAGGAAUAUGCAACAGUGUUUUUAAAGAUUACCUAACUUUGCUCUUACAGGUAUCUUUCGUAAACUCCAGUGUUGCCGUGUGAAUCAAUAUCCACAUUCACUAAACCAACGUUAUCACUCCUAUCUGACAGUGAGCCAGAAGUAGCCUUCUUGUGUUCCUAACUAGAAAUUUUUGUUAAACACAUGUUGGCAAUUUCUUUUCUUCGACAUUUUUAUGUUUGAAUAUUUUCAAGACUUUUUUUCACAGUACAUGUUGUGAAACUGCAAAACUUGAA
This is a messenger RNA of Schistocerca serialis cubense, 2151 nucleotides long. RefSeq lists its product as uncharacterized. Bases 78 to 608 code for a protein of 176 amino acids. The transcript has 2 exons. The record is from RefSeq and is a predicted model, not a curated record. NCBI's taxonomy places the organism in Eukaryota, Metazoa, Arthropoda, Insecta, Orthoptera, Acrididae. Gene Ontology annotation, cellular component: intracellular membrane-bounded organelle. Gene Ontology annotation, biological process: protein transport; vesicle-mediated transport.